UCGCGCCGUGCGGGGUCUCGGCGUCGGCGGCGCGCGCACACCCUCCACUCGGAGAGAGGGCUGUGGUAAAAGCCGUCCGGAAAAUGGCCGCCGCCGCUGCCGCCGCGCCGAGCGGAGAAGGAGGAGGAGGCGAGGAGGAGAGACUGGAAGAAAAAUCAGAAGACCAAGACCUCCAGGGCCUCAAGGAUAAACCUCUGAAGUUUAAGAAGGUGAAGAAGGAUAAGAAAGAAGAAAAAGAGGGCAAGCAUGAGCCUCUCCAGCCGUCGGCCCACCACUCCGCCGAGCCAGCGGAGGCAGGCAAAGCAGAGACGUCGGAAGGGUCGGGCUCAGCCCCGGCCGUGCCAGAAGCUUCUGCCUCCCCCAAACAGCGACGCUCCAUCAUUCGUGACCGGGGACCCAUGUAUGAUGAUCCCACCCUUCCUGAAGGUUGGACACGAAAACUUAAGCAGAGGAAAUCGGGCCGCUCUGCUGGGAAGUAUGACGUGUACUUGAUCAAUCCCCAGGGAAAAGCCUUCCGCUCUAAAGUGGAGUUAAUUGCAUACUUCGAAAAGGUAGGCGACACCUCCCUGGACCCUAAUGAUUUUGACUUCACGGUAACUGGGAGAGGGAGCCCCUCCCGGCGAGAGCAGAAACCACCUAAGAAGCCCAAGUCUCCCAAAGCUCCAGGAACUGGCAGAGGUCGGGGGCGACCCAAAGGGAGCGGCACUGCGAGACCCAAGGCGGCAGUGUCCGAGGGUGUGCAGGUGAAGAGGGUCAUGGAGAAAAGCCCUGGCAAGCUCCUGGUCAAGAUGCCUUUCCAAGCUUCCCCGGGGGGCAAGGCCGAGGGGGGUGGGGCCACCACGUCAGCCCAGGUCAUGGUUAUCAAACGCCCUGGGCGGAAGCGAAAAGCAGAGGCCGACCCCCAGGCCAUUCCCAAGAAGCGGGGCCGGAAGCCUGGCAGUGUGGUGGCCGCGGCCGCCGCCGAGGCCAAGAAGAAGGCCGUGAAGGAGUCUUCUAUCCGGUCCGUGCAGGAGACCGUGCUCCCCAUCAAGAAGCGCAAGACCCGGGAAGCGGUCAGCAUCGAGGUCAAAGAAGUGGUGAAGCCCCUGCUGGUGUCCGCCAUCGGGGAGAAGAGCGGGAAAGGACUGAAGACCUGCCGAAGUCCCGGGCGGAAAAGCAAAGAGAGCAGCCCCAAGGGGCGCAGCAGCACCUCCUCGCCCCCUAAGAAGGAGCACCACCACCACCACCACCACUCAGAGUCCCCCAAGGCCCCUGGGCCACCGCCCCCACCCCCGCCCAAGAGCUCCAAGGAGCCCAGCAGCUCCCCGGAGCCUCAGGACUUCAGCAGCAGCGUUUGCCAAGAGGAGAAGAUGCCGAGGGGAGGCUCGCUGGAGAGCGACGGCUGCACCAAGGACCCAGCUAAGACUCAGCCCACGGGGGCGCCUGCCGCCCCGGCCGCAGAAAAGUGCAAACACCGAGGGGAGGGAGACCGCAAAGACAUUGUCUCAUCCUCCAUGCCGAGGCCAAACAGAGAGGAGCCUGUGGACAGCCGGACGCCCGUGACAGAGAGAGUUAGCUGACUUUAACCCGAGUGGAUUGAAAAAGCAAACCAACAAGAAUAAAGGCAGCUGUUGUCUCUUCUCCUUAUGGGUAGGGCUCUGACAAAGCUUCCCGAUUAACUGAAAUAAAAAGUAUGUUUUUUUCUUUCAGUAAA
Molecule: messenger RNA, 1693 nt
Organism: Choloepus didactylus (southern two-toed sloth)
Lineage: Eukaryota; Metazoa; Chordata; Mammalia; Pilosa; Megalonychidae
Gene: MECP2
Product: methyl-CpG binding protein 2
Exons: 3
Coding region: 84-1559 (491 amino acids)
Biological process (GO): negative regulation of transcription by RNA polymerase II
Cellular component (GO): heterochromatin; nucleus
Molecular function (GO): double-stranded methylated DNA binding; methyl-CpG binding; chromatin binding
Source: RefSeq, a predicted model, not a curated record